Molecule: messenger RNA, 714 nt
Organism: Acanthosepion pharaonis
Lineage: Eukaryota; Metazoa; Mollusca; Cephalopoda; Sepiida; Sepiidae
Source: the annotation of a GenBank genome assembly
AUGUGUUCUGUAGGCCUAUCUAUCUAUCUAUCUAUCUAUCUAUCUGGCCUUCAUAAUAUAAAAAAAUUAAGCCUGUUCAUUUUUUUUUAUCUCUUUUUUUAUCUAUCUAUCUAUUUUAGUUUCUAUUUUAUCUAUCUAUCUCAGUCAUCUUUCUAUCUAUCUAUCUUAAAUAUUUAUCUAUCAUUCUCUAUCUAUCUAUCUAAAUUCAUUUUAAUUAUUAUAAACAAUGUGUUUUUUCUAAUUAUCUGUCCCACUAUAUCUAUCCCGAUCUGUUCAUCCAUAUCUCAUAUCCAGUUUCAUGCGUUUUUUUUACAUAUCUAUCUAUCUAUCUAUCUAUCUAUCUAUCUAUCUAUCUAUCUAUCUAUCUAUCUAUCUAUCUAUCUAUCCGCAGCAGUUGUGCACACCAUUCUUCUUGACCUGCAUGCUUUUUAUGUUUUUACGGCCAUUUUUACUUCCUUAACAUUUCUUUUCUUCAUCUCUUUCCGAUUUCUUACCACUUACUUCCCUUCUCUGUAUCUUCCUUUUUACUUCUUUUUCUUUUAUCACUCUUGUUACUCUAUCUAUCUCUCAUUUAGUUUUUUCUUUCUUUCUUUCUUUCUUUCUUUCUUAUUCCUUCCUCUCACUCACCCCCACACACUGUUAUCUUCAUCUUUUUCUCUAGCCUCUUUAUUUUUACAAACUCCUGCGCUGUCUGCAAUUUUCUUUCUUUUUUAG